GGUUCUAGUCAGUGAAGACCCGCCUCCAGCCUCUGGUGCGCCGGGUGGUGCGUCUCUGUGCUGGUGUCCGCUUCUAUCCCUUAUUCCACUGGGGAAGAGGGUAAGGGAGGGAGAGAAAGAGAGCGAGCGAGAGAAAGCUGGACCCGAGAGAAGAAGAGAAAACAAUUAAAAGAUAAAGCAUAAGAGAGGAGAAACCGGCACAAUGGCAAAAAUGGCACUCAUGGCGGGGAUUUUGUUCACGGUUGCCUUUCUUGUUUCUGGGAUUUCUACACUUGUUUCCCAGUCUAGGACAUACCCGCCUAAUGAAGUCACGUUAUUGGACUCCAGAGCAGCACAGGGGGAGCUAGGAUGGGUCGCCAAUCCAACAGAAGGAGGGUGGGAGGAGGUGAGCAUCAUGGAUGAGAAGAACAUUCCCAUUCGGACGUACCAGGUGUGCAAUGUCAUGGAGCCAAACCAGAACAACUGGCUCCGCACUGACUGGAUUUCUCGUGGAGGCGCCCAGCGCGUCUACAUCGAGAUCAAGUUCACCCUACGAGACUGCAACAGCCUUCCUGGGCUUAUGGGAACUUGCAAGGAAACCUUCAAUCUGUACUACUAUGAGUCCAACAACGACAAAGAGCGCUACAUUCGUGAAAACCAGUUUGCCAAAAUUGAUACUAUCGCCGCUGAUGAGAGUUUCACUCAGGUGGACAUCGGCGACCGCAUCAUGAAGCUAAAUACAGAGGUGCGCGAUGUAGGUGCCCUGACCCGCAAGGGCUUCUAUUUGGCCUUCCAGGAUGUCGGAGCCUGCAUUGCACUUGUGUCAGUCAGGGUCUUCUACAAGAAAUGUCCAUUGGCGGUGCGUAACUUGGCCCAGUUUCCUGAUACAAUCACUGGAGCCGAUACCUCCUCGCUGGUGGAGGUUCGUGGAUCCUGCGUGGAUAAUUCAGAGGAGAAAGAGAUCCCCAAAAUGUACUGCGGAGCCGAUGGAGAGUGGUUGGUGCCCAUUGGAAACUGCCUCUGCAACCCUGGGUACGAGGAGCGAAAUGCAGACUGCCAAGCCUGCAAGAUUGGUUACUACCGUGCCUUGGCGACUGAUGGUGCUUGUUCCAAGUGUCCACUCCAUAGCUACUCUGUCAGGGAGGGCUCCACAUCCUGCGCCUGCGACAAGGGAUAUUUCCGCUCCGAAACAGACCCGGCAUCCAUGCCCUGCACCCGGCCUCCGACAGCGCCUCUCCACCUCAUUUCCAACGUGAACGAGACUUCGGUCAACCUUGAAUGGAGUGCGCCAAGGAACGCAGGAGGACGGCAGGAUCUGACCUACAACGUAGUGUGUAAACGCUGUGGGCCCGAUGGGCGACGCUGUCAAGCUUGCGGCAAUGCGAUCCACUUCAGCCCCCAGCAGCUGAGUCUGAAGGGAACAAGAGUGUCCAUCAACGAACUGCAGGCCCAUACCAACUACACGUUCGAAGUGUGGGCGGUAAAUGGCGUCUCGCCACAGAGCCCCGGGCCAGAACAGGCAGUGUCUGUGACCGUCACCACCAACCAAGCCGCUCCCUCCCCGGUAACAUCUGUCCAAGCGAAGAACAUCACAAGACACACCAUCUCGCUGGUGUGGCAACCUCCAGAACGAGCCAAUGGGGUGAUCCUUGAGUACGAGGUCAAGUACUACGAAAAGGACCAAAAUGAAAAAAGCUACAGGAUCAUCAAAACCUCAUCCAGAAACGCAGACAUCAAGGGUCUCACGCCCCUCACCUCUUAUGUGUUCCACGUGCGUGCACGCACAGCGGCCGGCUACGGUGAAUGCAGCGGCCCGUUUGAGUUCAUGACAAACUCCAUGCCAGCUCCCAUAAUUGGUGAUGGAACAAACUCGACAGUGUUACUGGUGUCUGUGGUCGGCAGCGUGGUGCUCCUCCUUCUCCUCAUCAGCGCUUUUGUCAUCAGCCGAAGAAGGAGUAAGUACAGCAAAGCCAAGCAGGAGUCAGAUGAAGAGAAGCAUUUACAUCAAGGAGUGAGAACAUACGUUGACCCCUUUACCUAUGAGGACCCAAACCAAGCUGUACGUGAGUUUGCCAAAGAGAUUGAUGCAUCCUGUAUCAAGAUUGAGAAAGUAAUUGGUGUCGGGGAGUUUGGUGAGGUCUGCAGUGGCCGUUUGAAAAUGCCCGGCAAGAGAGAGAUCUGUGUGGCCAUAAAGACGCUGAAGGCUGGAUACACCGACCAGCAGAGGAGGGACUUCUUGGCUGAGGCCAGCAUUAUGGGCCAAUUUGACCAUCCCAACAUCAUCCACCUGGAAGGUGUAGUCACCAAAUGUAAGCCAGUGAUGAUUAUCACAGAGUACAUGGAAAACAGAUCGCUGGAUGCAUUCCUGAGGAAGAAUGACGGCCACUUCACUGUGAUCCAGCUAGUAGGCAUCCUACGUGGUAUCGCAUCAGGCAUGAAGUACCUGUCAGACAUGAGCUACGUCCACCGUGAUCUUGCAGCUCGCAACAUCCUGGUCAACUGCAACUUGGUUUGCAAGGUGUCCGACUUUGGCAUGUCUCGUGUGCUGGAGGACGACCCUGAGGCUGCAUACACAACCAGAGGAGGGAAGAUCCCUAUCCGCUGGACGGCUCCUGAGGCCAUCGCUUACAGGAAGUUCACUUCAUCCAGUGAUGUGUGGAGCUACGGCAUCGUCAUGUGGGAGGUGAUGUCAUAUGGCGAGCGGCCAUAUUGGGACAUGAGUAACCAAGAUGUCAUCAAAGCCAUUGACGAGGGUUAUCGGCUGCCCCCACCAAUGGACUGUCCCGUGGCUCUCCACCAGCUCAUGCUGGACUGCUGGCAGAGAGAGAGGGCAGAGCGACCAAAGUUUGGCCAGAUUGUCAACAUGUUGGAUAAGCUGAUUCGGAACCCCAACAGUCUGAAGAGAACUGGUGGAAACGGUGCUCUCAGGCCUACCACCACCCUGCUGGAGCCCGCCAGCCCUGAGGGGUCCUCAGCCGUGGGCACAGUAGAGGACUGGCUUCAGGCCAUUGGCAUGGAGAGAUACAUUGACAACUUUACAGCCGCCAGCUACACGGCUCCAGAGGCGGUGAUCCACAUGACGCAAGAGGACCUGACUCGCAUUGGAAUCUCCUCAGCAGCACAUCAGAGCAAGAUCCUGACAAGUGUCCAGGGAAUGCUCUCCCAGAUGCAACAGAUGCAAGGCAGAAUGGUUCCUGUCUGAGAGAUUCGAAACGGAGAAUGAAAAGGGUGCAAAAGGACUUCAUUUCCAAUGAAGAAAAAAAAAAGAAAAAA
Molecule: messenger RNA, 3252 nt
Organism: Hippocampus comes (tiger tail seahorse)
Lineage: Eukaryota; Metazoa; Chordata; Actinopteri; Syngnathiformes; Syngnathidae
Gene: epha4l
Product: eph receptor A4, like
Exons: 17
Coding region: 203-3181 (992 amino acids)
Biological process (GO): ephrin receptor signaling pathway; protein phosphorylation; axon guidance
Cellular component (GO): dendrite; plasma membrane
Molecular function (GO): transmembrane-ephrin receptor activity; ATP binding; protein binding
Source: RefSeq, a predicted model, not a curated record